Syngnathoides biaculeatus (alligator pipefish) is the source of this 1491-nucleotide messenger RNA. RefSeq names its product acetylcholine receptor subunit alpha. Gene Ontology annotation, biological process: chemical synaptic transmission; regulation of membrane potential; nervous system process. Lineage: Eukaryota; Metazoa; Chordata; Actinopteri; Syngnathiformes; Syngnathidae. Gene Ontology annotation, cellular component: synapse; postsynaptic membrane; neuron projection. Gene Ontology annotation, molecular function: transmembrane signaling receptor activity; acetylcholine-gated monoatomic cation-selective channel activity. The coding region runs from base 127 to 1491 and encodes 454 amino acids. The record is from RefSeq and is a predicted model, not a curated record. The transcript is spliced from 10 exons.
CAGCCAUUCACUCGGCCGUCAGCUGCGCGACAGAAACAACGCGGCGGCUGCCAAGAGUGAACUUGCACAAGAGGCGACGUGCAGAAGUUCUGGAGGACUUCUGGGGGAUUGGAUUGAUUGAGAACAAUGACUGUCUUGUCUCUCAUUUUUUACCUAACCAUUCUGACAGCUGCCACCUGGGCUUCUGAUGAUGAAACCCGCCUGGUCAAAACCCUCUUCACUGGUUACAACAAGGUGGUCCGGCCCGUCAGUCACUUCAAGGACCCGGUGGUUGUCACGGUGGGCCUGCAGCUAAUCCAACUGAUCAGUGUGGACGAAGUCAACCAAAUUGUCAGCAGCAACGUGCGACUCAAACAGCAAUGGAAAGAUGUCAAUUUACAGUGGAACCCGGAGGAUUAUGGCGGGAUCAGAAAGAUCAGAAUUCCCUCCACUGACAUUUGGCGGCCCGAUCUGGUGCUCUACAACAACGCCGAUGGUGACUUUGCCAUUGUGCAUGAGACCAAAGUGCUGCUAGAGCACACGGGCCUGAUCACGUGGAACCCUCCCGCCAUCUUCAAGAGCUACUGUGAGAUCAUUGUGCUGCACUUCCCCUUUGACCUGCAGAACUGCAGCAUGAAGCUCGGCACGUGGACCUACGACGGGAACUUGGUUGUCGUCAAUCCUGACAGCAAUCGUCCCGAUUUAAGUAACUUCAUGGAGAGUGGGGAGUGGGUGAUGAAAGACUUUCGCAGCUGGAAGCAUUGGGUGUACUACGCUUGCUGCCCAGACACCCCCUACCUGGACAUCACCUACCAUUUCCUCAUGCUACGCCUCCCACUCUACUUCAUCGUUAACGUCAUCAUCCCGUGCAUGCUCUUCUCCUUCCUGACAGGGCUGGUCUUCUAUCUGCCCACAGACUCUGGUGAGAAGAUGACCCUGAGCAUUUCUGUCCUCCUGUCUCUGACCGUCUUCCUGCUGGUCAUCGUGGAGCUGAUCCCGUCGACCUCCAGCGCCGUCCCACUAAUUGGGAAGUACAUGCUCUUCACCAUGGUCUUCGUCAUCGCCUCCAUCAUCAUCACCGUCAUUGUCAUCAACACUCACCACCGAUCACCGAGCACCCACACCAUGCCCGAAUGGGUGCGAAAGAUUUUCAUCGAAACAAUCCCCAACAUUAUGUUCUUUUCAACGAUGAAACGUCCCGGGAAGGAAAAGCCAGUCAAAAACAUCUACGGCGGGGACUUUGACAUCUCCGACAUCUCUGGCAACCAGGCUUCUGCUGUGGCCUACCAGUCACCCAUAACCAAAAACCCAGACGUCCGCAGUGCCAUCGAGGGAGUGAAGUACAUCGCGGAGACGAUGAAAUCGGAUGAAGAAUCCAACAACGCUGCUGAGGAGUGGAAGUUUGUGGCGAUGGUGUUGGAUCACAUCCUCUUGUGCGUCUUCAUGGCUGUGUGUCUCAUCGGCACGUUAGGCGUGUUUGCUGGACGUCUCAUUGAGCUGAGUAUGCUCUAG